Messenger RNA from Ctenopharyngodon idella (grass carp), 2283 nucleotides. It is a transcript of the gene otx2b, whose product is annotated as orthodenticle homeobox 2b. Gene Ontology annotation, cellular component: nucleus. Gene Ontology annotation, biological process: multicellular organism development; regulation of transcription by RNA polymerase II. Gene Ontology annotation, molecular function: RNA polymerase II cis-regulatory region sequence-specific DNA binding; DNA-binding transcription factor activity, RNA polymerase II-specific. The coding region runs from base 327 to 1196 and encodes 289 amino acids. The record is from RefSeq and is a predicted model, not a curated record. NCBI's taxonomy places the organism in Eukaryota, Metazoa, Chordata, Actinopteri, Cypriniformes, Xenocyprididae. The transcript has 4 exons.
GCUUAAUCUCUCUAAACCAUUUUAUCCAUUCUUCGUGUUUAGCUGUAGAGGCUUCAUCGUAACUCAUUUGCUUCACGGUUUGAUGAAAAGGAUUUUAUCUUGAUGCCUUGAAUAUUUUUGUAACGAUUUAGACGUAUAUGUGCUAUCGGACAUAAAACUUUAACGGACUUCGAAUUGAAUCCAGUCAUUCAGGUUUUUGGUUUCACAUCCACUGCUGAAGACGUAAACAAGCUAGAAGCAGAAGUAAGCUAAGGAAAAGAACUGAAGGAGCAGGUAUCCAGCUUUCCACAUUUUCUCCAGCUUUACCCCCCACAACCAUCUUUAGCAUGAUGUCGUAUCUCAAGCAACCACCUUACACGGUCAACGGGCUAAGUUUAACUACCUCCGGUAUGGACCUUCUGCACCCUUCCGUUGGUUACCCAGCGACUCCUCGAAAGCAGAGGCGGGAAAGGACAACAUUUACUAGAGCGCAACUUGAUGUGCUGGAGGCUUUAUUCGCGAAAACGCGCUACCCGGAUAUUUUCAUGCGUGAGGAGGUGGCCUUGAAAAUCAACUUACCGGAGUCCCGUGUUCAGGUUUGGUUUAAAAACCGAAGGGCAAAGUGUCGCCAGCAGCAGCAACAACAACAAAACGGAGGCCAGAACAAGGUGCGACCUGCCAAAAAGAAGAGCUCUCCAGCUCGGGAGGCCAGUUCUGAGAGCGGGGCGAGUGGCCAGUUCACCCCGCCCUCCAGCACUUCAGUACCGGCCAUCUCCACCACAACCGCGCCGGUGUCCAUUUGGAGCCCGGCCUCCAUCUCGCCGCUGUCAGACCCACUCUCUACCUCCUCCUCCUGCAUGCAGCGAUCAUACCCCAUGACCUAUACUCAAGCGUCUGGAUACAGCCAGGGCUACGCUGGUUCCACAUCCUACUUUGGGGGCAUGGACUGCGGCUCUUACUUGACGCCCAUGCACCAUCAGCUGACCGGGCCAGGAUCCACUUUGAGCCCCAUGAGCAGCAACGCUGUCACCAGUCACCUGAACCAGUCUCCCGCGUCCCUUCCCACACAAGGUUACGGUGCCUCGGGGCUCGGCUUCAACUCCACCGCGGAUUGCUUGGAUUAUAAGGACCAAGCGUCCUCGUGGAAACUGAACUUUAAUGCUGAUUGCUUGGAUUACAAAGAUCAGACUUCCUCCUGGAAAUUCCAGGUGUUGUGAAACUAACAAAACGUCUGCCAUUCAGUCCAAUCAACACACUAAAAGACUAUAAAAUAAACGUUGUAGACCUGCCAUCCUUCCAAAAACAGAAGUGUUCCGUGAAGCGCGAACUCUCCGAGAUGGAUGGGUUUUGCAUUGUGCCCGACAGCGCUUUUGAAGUUUGUCUUUGACAUGAAAUAUCUAUUUGAGCUACAUGCACCCCUUGUGGCGUGCAAAGUAUUUGAAGGGUGGUGAGUGCGUAUAAACAUAGGCCAUCUGACCACAACCUGUUGUUUAAGGUACAGGGAAUCAAAGUGAAUUUGUAAUAAGUUAGGUCAAAGCCACGGAACAAAUCUUUACACAAGAAAAGAGGAGAGAGAAAAAAAACUACAUGGCAAAAGGAGCCAAUCUUUUGCUUAAGUGCUUGGAAUGGGCAGGCUUUCUCUAAGCCUCUUACAGCACGCCGACCUAUUUCAAUGUUGGCAAGACGAGAGACACUUCCAUCAGGAGGAUGAUAGAGAGGAUGUGUGCGAGUGCGUGUGUACGUGUGCGUGUGUGCUGAACGCCCCCAUGGCGACCUGGAUGCACUACUUUAUUUAAGAAAAGGUGUUUAUAAGGAAUCAAUAUGUAGUUUUUAAAAGACAAUCAAUGUGUGUCUUAUAUAAAUGGUACAUUUGUGUUUUUUUUUUUUUUAUCUGUGCUAGCCUUCGAAACUGUGAUCUGUUGUAACUGUAUGCAAUUUGUGAGCUCCGUCGCAUCUGCGAAGACUCGGCUGUGAUUUUAAUAGAUUUUAAACUUUUUUUUUUUUCUUUAAGAAAACACGACGGUAAAUAAGAUUAGUCACAUGAUUACUAUUGGAUUAAUUUCAAGAGACAAGCGAUCUCGAAAAUACAGGGACUCAAGAGAAUGUGUAAGAAAGGAACUGUCUGUCCCCGUUCAUUGAUCUCCAUUGGUCAUAACUGAUAUACCACCCACGUGGAUCUUAAACUUGUCUGGAGUGGUAAUGUGGUCCCGCCACAGAAAUAUGAAUAAACAAUUUAAAAUCUGACACAAUCCUAUUUAAAGUUAUUAAGUCUGAACGAGUUAUUAAAAUGUAUUCUGAAUUUUA